Bursaphelenchus xylophilus (pine wood nematode) is the source of this 1404-nucleotide messenger RNA. The record is from the annotation of a GenBank genome assembly. NCBI's taxonomy places the organism in Eukaryota, Metazoa, Nematoda, Chromadorea, Rhabditida, Aphelenchoididae.
AUGAUUUCGCGGCCCACUGGAUGGCGUCUGUUGUUCUUGGUGUGUGGUGUGUAUUCGGCUUCGUUCAAGGUCGAAGUUCAGAGAGUUUUGAGUAAGAUUUUUGAUGAGAAAUUGCGAUAGUUGGGCUCUUUUUACGCUUCGCUGAGAAGGUGUACCUAUCCCGUGGAAAAUUGCAGGAUCUACGGUUUGGUAAGAGGUAUCAAAAAACUGCCGAUGCCAUUCGGAAGAGCAUCUCGAGUAUCCUAUUAUCGCCUAAAAUCAGUAAUACAUAAAGUAGUUGCUAAAUCAACUCUUUUCAUGGCAUAAUUUCUGCUUAGCAUUUCCUACUUUCAUUUCUAAAAAUAAUAGAGACCUUCCCCAAAACGUAUUUCACCCGUAAAAAUCGUAAUUUUUCCACUUACAGAAAACACGUCCAGUGUAAUUUACGAUGUGUACGGCCAACGUCUCGACAGCCUAGAUGACAUGGACUAUCGGGGCCUCGUGACUCUUGGCGACCCUCCACAAGAGUUCAACGUCGUCUUCGACACUGGAUCCGAUAUUUUUUGGGUGCCGGAAAGGGGCUGUAAAUCCUCGGGUCCGCUGGCAAUGUAUUGCCCGGACACCGAUGUGUAUACUGCUGGAGUCACGGCGGAGAACACUGGAUAUCCUUUUGAAAUCAGGUAUGGAACAGGAUCAGCUAUUGGGACCUAUUACAAGGAUGUUUUUGCGGUGAGUUUUUUGGGAUUUUGGGAAAAAUUUGAUUUUUUUUGAAAAUCAAAAAGGCUUUUUGCCUAGAAAAUUUUUAAAUUCUAUUAUGUACUGCCUCCUAAAGCACAGAAAAUUAGAUUUUUAAAUUAUACCUGAAAAUUUGAACAAUAAAAAAAUUUGAAUAUUCAAAAAAAUUAAUUAAAUUUUUUCAUUUAGUCUUGCUAAAAACUUGUCAAAAUGUCAAAACUUAAUGACCAUUUUCAUUUUUUUACACCCUAAAAUACCCAAUUUAAAAUCAAAAAAUCCCGUUUCCAGUUCGGCGGCAAGGACGGAAAACAAUUGAAAUUCAAGAACAAGGUGACUUUCGGCGCUGGAAAACAGAUGACAUUCGGUGACGAAGGUAUCCUCGGACUCUCCUUCCCCGACCCCGGCGAAAAGGGAACCAACAUUUUCGACGAGGCCGUCAAAGAGGGCCUCAUGGACAAGCCAAUCUUCACGGUCUACUUGAAGAAAUGCGGUGGUAUUUGUGAGGAUGGAGGUGUUAUCACCUUCGGUGACUAUGACAAAGAGCAUUGUUGCAAUGUCAAGGGAUAUGUCGAUAUUAUCCCCAAUGAAGUUCAUUGGAAAUUCAAGUUGGAUGGAGCGAGAAGUAAGUGGAUCUUUGGGGUGAAAGAAGUAAUCAGAAAAUUGCUAAAGCUGCCUAUUAUUUUUUGGUGA